Messenger RNA from Monomorium pharaonis (pharaoh ant), 3648 nucleotides. RefSeq lists its product as uncharacterized. The record is from RefSeq and is a predicted model, not a curated record. Gene Ontology annotation, biological process: proteolysis. Gene Ontology annotation, molecular function: zinc ion binding; aspartic-type endopeptidase activity; nucleic acid binding. NCBI's taxonomy places the organism in Eukaryota, Metazoa, Arthropoda, Insecta, Hymenoptera, Formicidae. Bases 1 to 3648 code for a protein of 1215 amino acids. The transcript has 3 exons.
AUGCCAGGUACGCAAAAAAAAGUUUUGACUAAUUUGACAAUCAACGAAUUGAAGGAACGGCUGCGCGUUCGUGAUUUGCCCGUUACGGGAAACAAGAACGAACUUAUCGCGCGACUUUUACGUGCGAAUCCGGGCAUUGAGAUUGUGGAGGUACGGGAUGGCGAGGAGGCCGCGCGUGUUGCGUCGCCGACGGACGAAGAUCGACGAGGAAGCCGAGGAGCAGAAAUGCUUGGAGAUGCCGACAAUGUGCGGGACGAAAUGGAGCUCCUUCGAUUGGAGCGGGAGCUUUUGCGACGAGAGAUAGAAAUUGUGCGGCGUGAGCGAGACCUGCAGACGUCGCCUUCCGAAAGCACGUCUACGGUGCAAUCAACACUCGGUAUUAAGACAAUUGCCGAUCUUUUAGCCGAGUUCUCAGGUGAGAAAGACGACUUUCGAAAUUGGAAGCAACAAUUGGAGCUCUUACGAGAAACCUAUCGCUUGGAUGCCAUCAGAAUUUUGAUAGGCUUACGGUUGCGAGGGAAAGCGUCGAAAUGGUUUCAUUCGAAGCCGGAUCAUUUGCGAAUGUCAGCGACGAAACUUUUGAGUGCAAUGGGCGAUAUGUUUGACCAUCGCCCGAAUAAGCUAUCAUUACGAAGGGAAUUUGAAGGUCGCUUGUGGUGCAAGGGUGAACCUUUUUCCGAUUAUUUCUUUGACAAAAUAACUUUGGCAAAUAAGAUCACAAUUGAUCCGAAGGAAUUAGUCGAUCUCGUGAUAGAUGGUAUUCCGGACGCCCGAUUGCGAGACCAGGCAAGAAUGAACCGCUACGAGGACACGAAAGAUAUUUUAGAAGCCUUUAAAAAAAUUACUCUUUACGAAUCGAAGAACGAUCGGCACCGCCGAGAUGUUGGGAAGCCGACGAAGCCGACGAGGAGGGGGGACACGAUCCGCCCUGGAGAAGUUCGUUGUUUUAACUGUAACGAGAGUGGCCACCUUAAGAAAGACUGCACAAAGCCAUCUCGUGAAUGGGGUUCCUGUUAUAAUUGUGGCAGCCUGGAACAUCGCGUAAGGGAUUGCACGCGGAUUCGAUCGGCAACGAGUAUUCGAGCGCGAGAGGCUUCAAGACCGACGGAAACAUCGAGGCCGCUAGAGACCUCAACUCAUCUCAUUCAGCCAACGUGCCCAGAAAUUCCGUUUAUGGUGCCUGUUUCUUUUAUGAUUCCGGUUGACGAUCGUAGGGAUAAGCAUUUUGUAAUUAGCGCUAUGAUUGAUUCGGGGUCGCCCGUGAGUUUGAUCAGGGUGGGUUUGCUGUCUAACGGUUCGUAUGACGUAGAAUCAUCGCAGAAUCGCACGUAUCUCGGCAUGAAUCAAUCGCCACUACAGAUUUUAGGUGUUUUUGAGAGAAUCGUUGAUGUCAAUGGUAUUUUAAUAAACAUUAAAUUUCUUGUUGUCCCAAAUGAAAUGAUGUCGCACGCUGCGAUACUUGGUCGCGAUUAUAUGCUAUCACCGUUGAUUAAGGUUACUCUAGGUCACGAAUAUAAGAUCGAAAAAAGUAAUGACACCGUCGAAAAUGAAACAGAUGAUUUUGUCGGUGAUAUUAUGCAAAUUGAUGUUGUUAACACAGCUGAAAACGCAAUGGAAAGUUUAAAUAUUAAUUCGGAAAUAGAUUUAGAGACGGCUGAGACAUUAACAAAAAUGUUUUACUGCGAAAAAGAUGCGUCUGGCGAUUCUGAGUUUUCGACCGGUAACGUGGAGUUGACGAUUAAGCUCGCGGAUGAUCGACCAAUCGCUUUUCGGCCCCGUCGCUUAGCUUUUUGUGAAAAAGAGAAAUUACGCGAAAUUUUGAACGAUUUAGAACUUAAUAAAAUAACGGUAAAAGAGAAUUUUCCGACACCAAACAUCGAUGAUUGUAUUGAUCAAUUACGUGAGAAAAGAUAUUCUACAAAACUCGAUUUAAAGAGUGGAUUUCAUCAUGUCAAGGUCGCCGAAUCGUCAAUAAAAUUCACUUCGUUCGUCACCCCGAUAGAGCAGUUCGAGUAUUUACGAAUGCCUUUCGGCCUUACAAACGCACCACGAGUUUUCCAGCGAUUCGUUGAUUCGAUAUUCCGUGAUUUACUCGAUGGAAAUCAGAUUUUAACAUAUUUGGAUGACAUUUUAAUAGCUACGGAAACAAUUGGCGAGCAUCUUUCCAUCGUUGAGAAAGUUUUCCGAUUAGCGAGGAAAAAUGGUUUGUGUUUUCGCUUAGAUAAAUGUUCAUUUCUCUAUCGAGAGGUUACGUAUCUCGGUUAUUUGAUCAACGAAUCUGGAGUUCGUCCUAGCCAGGAGGGUGUUAAAUCCGUGUUGGAGUAUCCGAUCCCGCAUAACGUAAAGGAAACACAGCGUUUUGUAGGCCUUGCGAGUUAUUUUAGACGGUUUAUUCCAAAAUUUUCGGUUAUAGCAAAACCGCUUUAUGAUUUGUUAAGAAAAAACGCAACAUUCCGUUUUGGUCAGGAGGAAAACGAUACAUUUCUCGAACUGAAAAAUAAAUUAGCUAGCGAACCGGUUUUAGCGAUUUAUUCACCGAGCGCAGAAACUCAAUUGCACUGCAAUGCAAGCGCGGGUGGAUUCGGCGCCAUGCUAAUACAAAAGCAACCUGAUGGAUUUUUCCGAUCGAUAUUUUAUUUCAGUAAGCAAACAACCUUAGUAGAGUCUAAAUAUCCGAGUUUCGAGUUGGAAUGUUUGGCGGUUAUAUACGCGAUCAAGCGAUUUCAUGUUUAUUUGUAUGACAUACAUUUCAAGGUUGUUACGGACUGCUAUAGUUUUCGUCUCGCAUUGGCUAAGAGGAGUAUUAAUCCACGUAUUUCACGUUGGGCCAUAUUCCUUCAGAGUUACGAUUAUGAAAUUGAACAUCGGCCGGGGGUUCGAAUGCUGCACGUUGAUGCAUUGAGUCGAUGCAGUGGCGUGCUUGUUCUAGAACCGAAUACUUUUGAGAGCGUUUUAUCUCUUCGGCAAAUGCGGGACGAAACAAUCAAAGAUUUACGCGAAAAAUUAGAAAGAAGCGAGCAAAGAGAUUAUGAAUUGCGUGAUGGGCUGGUAUAUAAAAAAUUGAAUAACGACAAACUGUUAUUUUACGUUCCAGAAAGUAUGGAAAGUAACAUAAUUAGAGUCAGUCACGACGAGUUGGGCCACUUAGGAACGGACAAAGUGAUCGAACACAUCGCCAAAUCGUUGGGAAAAGACUUUAAGCGCGGUAGAAUUCGUUUAAUUAAACAAUUCUGUGUGUUGUCGACCGGCGAAACUCCAAGUCGCUUACUAUUUGGAAUCGAUCAGUUAGGCGAAAUUAACGAUAAUUUGCGUCUUGAGUUGGAAUUGGAGGAAAAGCGAGAUUUGUCCGCGUUGCGUAACAGUGCCGCUGAAAAAUUGCAAAAAACCAGCGAGCAAAUGGAAAAAAAUUACAAUUCAAAACGUAAACCAGCAACCGAAUAUCAAGUUGGGGACUAUAUCAUGAUUUCGAAUCGUGAUACUACACCGGGCGUAAAUAAGAAAUUAAUUCCAAAAUUUAAGGGACCUUAUGUAGUAACAAAAGUUUUAGAUAACGAUCGCUACGUCAUAGAGGAUAUAGAAGGAUUUCAGGCACGCGUGCCGUUUACUGGAGUUGUUAGCCCCGACCAGAAGCCGUGGAUACGAUACUAA